This is a messenger RNA of Pipistrellus nathusii (Nathusius's pipistrelle), 666 nucleotides long. Lineage: Eukaryota; Metazoa; Chordata; Mammalia; Chiroptera; Vespertilionidae. The record is from the annotation of a GenBank genome assembly.
AUGUUCCAGCGCCUCACCAGCCUGUUCUUCAGCGACCCCCCGCCCCCCGAGGACCUCGACUGCCCCCGAGCCUUCGUCUCGGAGGAGGAUGAAGUGGACGGCUGGCUCAUCAUUGACCUGCCUGACAGCUACGCGGCUCCGCCCAGCCCCGGGGCCGCCGCCCCGGCCGGCCGCCCCCCGCCCGCACCCUCCUUGAUGGACGAGAGCUGGUUCGUCACCCCUCCCGCCUGUUUCACGGCAGAAGGGCCCGGCCUGGGGCCCGCCCUGCUCCAGAGCAGCCCCCUGGAGGACCUGCUCAUCGAGCACCCCAGCAUGUCCGUCUACGUCACCGGCAGCACCAUCGUGCUGGAGCCCGCGCCCCCUUCCCCGCGCCCCGACGCCGGCCUGCCCGACGCCGACCUCAGCGAGGGGGAGCCGGCGCCCGUCCGCCGCGAGCCCCGCGCGCCGCCGCCGCACGCAGCCGCCCCCCCGCCGGCGCGGGCCGCGCUGCAGGAGCGGGCGGGCCCGGCGCGGCGGCUGCAGCGGGCCCGGCAGCGGGCGGAGCGCCACGCGCUGAGCGCCAAGGUGAUGCAGCGGCAGAACCGCGCCCGCGAGAGCCACCCGCGGCGGCCCAAGCACCAGGGCAGCUUCAUCUACCAGCCGUGCCAGCGCCAGUUCAACUACUGA